ACAUAAAAAUUAAAUAAAUUGAGCAAAGAAAUAAAAGAAGAAACAAAAGUUUUUUGCGCAACAAAUGAGAAAAAUCGCAAGAAAUUGAAAACACAAAUUUGUUCGUCGCGCCGUCGGUGACGAAACUUGUUGAGUGUGUUGCGAGUGUUCAGUGUGUUGAGUGUUGAGCGAGUGUGUUGCGUGCCGCCACGCCCACAAUUUUUGGUGCAGCCACGUUGCCAGUAAAAGACUUCAAAACGGUUGCCUCACGGUUCGAGUGGAAUGAGCAUAGGGACUCAGGUCUUCCUUUCGAUCGAUCGGUCUACAAAGUCGUUAAACUGAGCCCCAACUUGGAGCCCUACCCCGCCAGCGUGGAGGGCCUGAACAGCCCCAGAGCGGUGGGGAUGGCCGCUACCUCCUAUAUGACACCGCCCAGCGGUGAUCUAGACAUGGCCCUCGGCGGUGGCGGCGGCGGAGGCGGCGGCGGCGGUGGUGGCUAUCACACAUCCUCGCCCCGCUCGGCCGCCGAUGCUGGCGAAAUGAAGUACAUGCAGCAUCACCACCAUCAUCAUGCAGCCGUUGCCGCUGCCGCUGCCUCACACCAUCAACAGCAGUUGCCAUCGUCGCCAUCGCCCAACGGGCAGGUGCAACAGGGCAACAGUCUGGGCGGCCUGACGCCGGGCUCGGGGCUGGGCAGCUGGAGCGCCCUGCAUCCGGAUCCGUGGUCCCUGCCCAUCACAUCACAUCACACGACGCACCAUCAUCCCGCCGCCGCCGCCGUCGCAGCCGUUGACUCCGUCAAGCAGGAGAUGUCACAUUUGUCCCAACAGACGCGCAUCCAGCAGGGCAUGGCCUCGCCGCAUGCUGCGGCGCCGUGGCAUGCACCACACGCCGGCCACUAUGCGUCCACGGGCGGCUCCCCCUUGCAGUACCACCACGCGGCCAUGAACGGUAUGCUGCACCAUCAUCCGGCCCACCAUCAGGUGGCGCCACUGCAUCAUGCGCUCCGCGGCGAGUCGCCGCAGUUGCAUAUACCACAUCACAUGGGCGGCGGUGGUGGGGAUCGUGACACGAUCAGUGGUGGCGAGGAAGACACGCCCACAUCCGAUGAUCUGGAGGCGUUCGCGAAGCAAUUCAAGCAGCGCCGCAUCAAGCUCGGCUUCACCCAGGCAGACGUCGGCCUCGCCCUGGGCACGCUCUACGGCAACGUCUUCUCCCAGACGACAAUCUGUCGCUUCGAGGCUCUACAGUUAAGUUUCAAGAACAUGUGCAAGCUGAAGCCGCUGCUGCAGAAGUGGCUCGAGGAGGCCGACUCCACCACGGGCUCGCCGACGAGCAUCGACAAGAUCGCCGCACAGGGACGCAAGCGCAAGAAACGCACGAGCAUCGAGGUGAGCGUUAAGGGCGCCUUGGAGCAGCACUUCCACAAGCAGCCAAAGCCCUCGGCCCAGGAGAUCACAUCGCUAGCGGACUCGCUGCAGCUGGAGAAGGAGGUGGUGCGCGUGUGGUUCUGCAAUCGGCGUCAGAAGGAGAAGCGAAUGACGCCACCGAACACGCUCGGCGGCGACAUGAUGGACGGCAUGCCACCGGGACAUAUGCACCACGGUGGCUACCACUCGCACCACGACAUGCACGGCAGCCCCAUGGGCAACCACUCGCACAGCCACAGCCCGCCAAUGCUGAGCCCCCAGAACAUGCAGUCGGCUCACCAGUUGGCGGCUCACUAGCAAUCAGAAAUCCAGGAGUCGAACUCAGCUGCAGCUGCGUCCACUCCUGCAAACAGUCUGCACCAACAGCAACAGCAACAACAACAGCAGCAACACCAACAGCAACAGCAACACCAACAGCAGCAACAGCAACAGCAGCAACAGCAGCAGCAGCAGCAGCAACAACAACAGCAGCAGCAGCAGCAGCAGCAACACACGCCCAAUACACCCUCAUCCAGUGCGGGCUCCUCGGUGACGAUGACCAGUCAGGGUCAGGUGAUGUCGCCGCAGAGUCCGCUGGGCAGCUCCUCCGCUAAUGGUCAGACGAACAAUAACAAUAAUAACAACAACAACAACAGCACCAAUAACAACAACAAUAACAACGAGGAGCAAGUCAAGCAACAGCAACAGGCGUCCAGCAUAGCAGCCGCUGCAGCAGCUGCUAUGUACAUGGACCCGAUGCGCUAUCAGCAUGCGCAUCAUACCGCCCAUCAUCCGCACCAGCAUCCGCAUCUAAAUCCCGCGCAUCAUCCGCAUCUAUUCCAUACCAGCGAUCAGCUGCAGCAUCCCCACGCCCAGCACCUGCAGUCGCAGACGCAGGGCAGCAGCAGCUCCCAGCUGUCGCCCGGCGCCGGCAGCAACAGCGGCCUGCCGCUGCAGCCGCCGAGCGCCGCCUCGCCGGGAUCGGCGUCGAGUGUGCUGGGCGGCCAUCUCAAUCUGAACGCCCACUCGGCGGCGGCACUGCAUCAGCACCAUCACUACCAGCACCAUCAUCACCAGCAGCACCAUCACCACCAGCAGCAGCAACAGCAGCUGCACGCCCGUCGCCUCUUCGAGCUGAGCCUGCAGUUCGGUGCGGCCGCCGCGCCGGGUGCAGUGCGUCACUUCAAUAGCUUUGGCGGCGGCGGUUCGGGUGGUGAAUAGCAUUCGUCGGCCGCCUGGUUCGGCUACGAGUCCUCCUAGGACACGCUGUCGGACGGGUGGCCGCAAUGCAAGCGCGAGCAGCCCUGAAAACCAGAUGCAGAUCUGACUCCGAUUGGCUCGAUCCCUGCUCCAAUUGGAGUCUCAGCUCUCGUCCUUCGUCUUUCUCGCCCAUUUCGGGGCUGCUCCAUGCCUACCCCCCUUAAGUCCCCUUUUUACCAGUGCAUUAAUCUGUGUUACAACUAAUUAGUUAGGGCAGUGGAUCAGUUAGCUGAAUACUCUUCUUCUUCUUAUUCAUAUUCUUUUAUAUACAUAAAUACAUAUAGACAUAGCCUGGCAGCUGCCUCUCAUCUCUUUGUUUAACACGAUUAUACAUUUAUAUAUAUAUGUAUGUAUGUGUGUAUUUUUGUUUCAAACUUCAAAGUUUCAAAAACUUUCAAAAACAAAUAAAAAACAAAAACUCGUUGUAAAAAAUUUAAACACGCAAUUCAAAUCAAACGUGAAACCAAGUGAUGUUGUUUUUAAAUCUAAAUUUAAAAAAAAAAAAAAAAAAAACAAAAAAAAAAACAAACAAAAAUCGAUCAAAUUGUAAAUCGAUAACUAGCUAAAGUGCGACAAGUGUUGGUAAAUGUUCCACAAGAAUAAGAACAAGAGAAAAUUGAAAUCGUUAAACAACUUUUGGCCUUCAGCUGCGAUUCCAUCCAAGCAAAGGUAAAUCUUAAAGAAAAUAAAAAACAUUUGACCACGCCCCCAUUUAGCCUACGACCCAACACUUUGUCGCCCGUGUGAGUUUAGAGAACUAGCAAAACAAAACAAAAAACAAAUAAUAAACAAAUAUAAUAUAAUAUUAAAUAUAUAUAUUUAAGCAAAACUAAAGAAAAAUCGUAAAAUAUGUGUAGCGCUCAAGUGGUUCGAGCUGAACCACCGCAAAAGAAACAAAACUCUGAUCAACUCGGUUCUAGCUAGGGUUUUAGUCUAUCCAACAGCCGUGCAGAUAUAUAUAUAUAUAUACAUCCAAUAUAUAUAUAUAUACCCAUAUAUAGCCAGUA
Drosophila mojavensis is the source of this 3655-nucleotide messenger RNA. Its product is annotated as POU domain protein CF1A. The record is from RefSeq and is a predicted model, not a curated record. Gene Ontology annotation, biological process: regulation of transcription by RNA polymerase II; brain development. Gene Ontology annotation, cellular component: nucleus. The coding region runs from base 384 to 1706 and encodes 440 amino acids. NCBI's taxonomy places the organism in Eukaryota, Metazoa, Arthropoda, Insecta, Diptera, Drosophilidae. Gene Ontology annotation, molecular function: DNA-binding transcription factor activity, RNA polymerase II-specific; RNA polymerase II cis-regulatory region sequence-specific DNA binding. The transcript has a single exon.